UACCGUGUGACGCACUACUAGCUAAUAUAACCAAUAUACAAGCCGAUUAAUACAAAUACACCUGAAGGAACUGAAAGUUCCUGUUUCUAUUCUCAUUCGGAAAAAAAUAUCAACCAACGAUUGAACUUCAAAACUUGAUUGCGCUACGACCUGAGUACUUAAACCUUGGGAAAGAAGAUAUUCUAAAUACAAAAGGCUGUGGAAAAGAGUUGGUUGUGUAUUAAGAAUCUUUGCGCUGAUUUCGUGUAGAGCGAUUGAUAUCGCGUCGAUUAAGGAAUAGGGAAGAAAGGCUGGUUGUGUUGAUGAACACUGACGAUGAACAAGAGUGAUAUAAUCAUUCCAGGAGGCAGUGACAGUGGUCGUUCUACUGGUAAUAUCACAACCCCAUGGCAUAUUCCAUUAUCCAUUGCCAUCUACUAUACUAUACUUUCUCCUAUAACCAUCCUCGGCAAUGGUUUCCUUCUUCUGACUUUCAUCAAGAACCAUUCCACAUUCCUUCGUGCGCCAUCCAAUUUCCUUCUGAUGAGCAUGGCAGUAGCUAAUUUUCUCACAGGUCUUGCAGUGGAGCCUUUUGCCGGCUAUUAUUUCUACAUGCUGUAUUUGAAAAGAACCAUGGUUCAGGUUCACAAGAUUGCUGCUGCUACUUCGAUGGUGACCAUGAACGCGUCUGUAUUCAGUAUCUGCGCGUUUUCAUGGGAACACUUUCUCGUUAUUUACCGCCCGGGUCAGUACAAGAAAUGGGUUAACACUCGAAGAAUCAAAAUCUUCAUCGUUUUUCUGUGGUUAUACGAGAUGAUAUUUGCGCUCCUCCCAUUCAUGGACAUCCCAGAAAUCAUAGUCUAUCAAAUAGAUCUUCAUUUCAAUACAACAGUCAUCUCGCUGCUAUUGAUCUGUUCUUACGUCUGCCUUUUCCUUGCUUUGAAGAGACAAAGCCAGCGCGUCUCCAGGUCUUCCGUUAUACGUAAAGCGUCAGAGACCGGUUCACCAGGUCCUACCGACACGGCUAACGCAGGAACAUCAUCGGAUAUGGAGCGACGCGUUCGAUGGAUUAUCUUUCUUUUCACUUUCCUUACCACAGUCCAUUUACUCCCUAUCACAGUAGUAUGGUAUCUUAAAUUCUAUUGCCUGGUAUGUAGUAAGAGUCUUCAGUUGUGGCAAGCCGAGGUUGUCUUGAGUCAGUUUAUUUUUAUCAAGUUUGCACUGGAUCCCAUUGUCUAUGCUUGGAGACUAUCUAAAUAUAGAAGUGCGCUUAGGAAAGCUUUGUGCUGUAGCACUGAAGUCAGAUGUGAAUAACUGGAUCCCAUUGUCUAUGCUUGGAGACUAUCUAAAUACAGAAGUGCUCUUAGGAAAGCUUUGUGCUGUAGCACUGAAGCCAGAAGUGAAUAACGAGGCAUGCAAAACCCUUUCUUGGCGAAAUCGUAGAUUUGGUGGCAGAAGGUGGCAUCAGACGAUCGGCCGCCAUCUUGUUCACCUGGGGUUUUUUUCACUGCAAAAUAACCCUAAACGUUUCAAAUCAAACAGGUAUAUUUGGUUCAACAAAAAUGACAAUAGUCGGUUUAUAAGAUUAAAAGCGAAUAAUAUUUGUACUAUCAAAGAUUAGUAGUCAUACGAGUGGGAGGAAAGUGGCUCACUGUUAGGAUUGAUGACGGUAAUUACUGGCCAUUGUCAUAAAAAAUAGGCUUUACUUCAUAUGGGUUUGAAGAAGAUGAUAUAUGUUGAGUACUUAUGUCAUUACAAAAAUCUAAUUCGAUCUGGCGUCGAGUGCUUUAUUCAUGACCAAUCACAACCUGAGCGAUAGACAUGGAAUCAUUUCAUGAAGGUACACUUUACAUUUUCAAACCUACCCCUUAAGGUGACUCCAACAUAAUUGCGAGUGAAUUUAGCGAUUUUUAACUCGCUCGUAUCGCGUCUAAAGCGCUCGGUAUUUCUGGAUUCAGCACACUGUAGUAGCUCAAAUUUUCAUUAUUGACAUAUCUUUAUUCUAUUCAGGCUCUUGACGGUGUAUUCGAAACCAUAUUUUUUGAGUCGCAAUUAAUGCCAUUACCGGCCGAUUUUCUAACAGUGGUUUUACACAAUAUUGUCCUCCUGUGCGCUUGAUUUCCACGAAACUUCAGAUCCCUGGUAAAUAGAUUGUCAUUAUUCUGUUCUGCCAAUUAUGGGGAAAAUCUAUAGAUAUUGCAAGGAGUUGCGGGACAAAACAGGCCAAAAAAAAAAAAAGAAUAUAGAAAUAUUUGGAUCGAUAGAGUUUAGAGUUACUUUAAUCAACCCUGGUUAUAAAGAGACACAGUUUGUUAUCCAAGGUGGCUGCCAUAUACAUCAGGAGUCUUCCAUCAAUUAUUAUUUCGUUUAUUGGUGAUUUUAAUUACAUUAAGAAAAUAUCAUUCAUAUAUAUCUACAAUAACCUUAAAUUGUGGUUUUCAAAAAACAAAUAAUGUCUAAUGAUAUUGUAAUAAUAUCUUAUUAUAUAUAUGUGUAUUAUGAACUGUCCUAUUAUUGGCCAGCUAUUUAUGGGUGUAUAAGCUAGCUUACCAUUGGCUAGCUAUUUAUAGAUAUGAUUUAAGCCUAUUUACUAUUGGCUGUCUAUUUAUAGAUACAAUUCAAGCUAAUUUCUAUUGGCUAGUAAAAUUUUAGCUGGUUUAUCAUUGGCUUACUAUCUAUAGGUGUAUUUUAGCUUGGCUAUCAUCGAUUGGCCAAGCUUUUAUUAAUCAAUGUUAAGAUGUCAAUUCAUUUAAAGGAUUUUCGAGCAUUACGAUUACUGUUCGACUAUAAACUGAAAAGAAAGAAAAUUUUUUUAAAGCUAAAUGCAUAAUAAACCUUAUAUUGUUCAAAAUCAGCUGAAGUAUUCUAAGUGGAAUACUUCACGAUUAACGAUCCAGUAAUGUAAAUAAGAUCCACAAAUUGUGUUAAAAAACAAUCAACGCCGAAAAGAGUACGUUUUGGCGCAUGCUAAUGAGGUUUAUGAAAUAUAAUACAGUAAUACUCA
Molecule: messenger RNA, 2983 nt
Organism: Actinia tenebrosa (Australian red waratah sea anemone)
Lineage: Eukaryota; Metazoa; Cnidaria; Anthozoa; Actiniaria; Actiniidae
Product: melanopsin-B-like
Biological process (GO): G protein-coupled receptor signaling pathway
Cellular component (GO): plasma membrane
Molecular function (GO): G protein-coupled receptor activity
Source: RefSeq, a predicted model, not a curated record